AUGGAGGUUGAAUACAAAGCAUCAUCAGGCUUGCAGACAGCCUGGCUAUUAGCCACAUUAGGCUCUAAAGCAUCUUCAAGAAGCAAGAUCAUUAGAAAAGAAGAAAUCAUGCAAGUGCUGAUUCCACGGAUCUGUAGAGAAUUGAUUGAACAACCAGAAACAAACAUAAAAUAUCAAUCGCAUAUCCUUCAUGGCAUCUCAAUUAUCUAUACAACCAAAACAUCACACGUUCUAAAUGAUGUCAAUUACAUUCAAAUGAGAUUGCAAAACUCUCAUCGUUUUUUGAGUAAAGAAAGUUUGGAAAAGCCGAGUAAUGUAAGUAGUAAACGAGGGAGAUAUCUUGAAGAUGAUGCAAAUUUUUACUUGAAUUUGGACCUGAUGCCAGAGUUGGACUUGGACUUGGAUUUGGAUUUGGGAACUUGUCAAGAUGAUAAUCUGGCUGCCAAAAGAAGAAAAUUACAAAUUGCCAAAUUUGACCAGAAUGAGUUUCCUGUUACCUUUGAAAACAAAAUUGAACAAGUUGGUGGGUUGGCAUUUGCCCUUUCAAUGAAUGAGCAGGAAAGUAAAGAAGUUGAUGGAUUCUUUGACACUUCUUUCAAUUUCGGUGGGUUUCGAAACGGGAACGAAGAAGAGCUCUUACAGGAUCAAAAACAUGGCGUGAGGAUGGAAUUUGAUGAAGAAGGAAACUUGCAAGAAAUUCGUCAAAAAGAGAUGCAAAAUGAACUAUUGCAAAAUGGUGGUGAUGACGAUGACGGUGAUGCAAACUUUGACUUGGAGAUCUCACGCUUACAACAAGAAGAUGGCUUGAAUCUGUCAAGCCAAGAGUUUGGAAUGGAACAGGAAUUCCAAAUGUCAACAAACGCAGUGUCAAAUCAAGCACAAACCAGUGGUGGUGGUAGCAGCAGCCGCCUAGCACAAAAUCGACUUUAUAAACUUCGCCUUGAUAAUGAGUCGACAAUGCCUAGGGAUGAAGCUAUUUUGAACCAUUACAAUUAUAUCCAUAACAUGAAACAGAGAAUGCCCUGUAAAAUACACAAUAUUAGUGAAAUAAUAGAGUCAAUAAAUCAUUCAUAUUUGCGUCCCUGGGUGCGUGGCACAAACAAUACACUUGUCAAUUCGAUGCUCGAAGAGUCGAUAUCAAGAACUAUGGGGGUUUAUCAACGUACCGAAAUUAUGGAAAAUGAAGCUUCUGAACAAGCUAGAAAUGCGCAACACAUUGAACGGUCGCGAAAUUAUGAUCAAAGUGUAUUAGAGUAUGGAGAGGAAUUGAGAUUGCAAGAUGAAGUGUUUGAAGAGGACUUGUUAGGUAUGGACUUGAAUUUGGAGCAGUCAGAUGAAAAUAAUGAACAAGAACAAGAACAAGAACAAGUUGAUAUUGAUCAUGAGGAAAACCACCACAACCACCAAGAAAUAUCCUUUGAAUUUUCUCGUAGCUCUUCAAUAAAUUCAAGUGAGGUGGAAAAACUGUUGACUCCUAGAUUAAACCAUUUUGUCAAGUAUUUUAAAAGUAAACUGAUUGAAUUAGAGCUGUUCGAUGUCGAUUGUAAUACUUACCAACUAAAAUUUCUGGAGUUGGUUCCAGAAAUUACUACACCCACACAUGAAACGGCGCCAGUCUCAAAAAAAUUGGCUGCAAAUGCAUUUGCAAGUAUUUUAUUUCUUGCCAGCAAAGGGCUCAUGGAAAUUAAAUCAAAAGUGCCGUCUCAAGAAAAUCAAUUAUUAAAGGCAUGUGACAUCACCAUGGUGAUGUCACUAUAA
Lodderomyces oxycetoniae is the source of this 1758-nucleotide messenger RNA. RefSeq lists its product as uncharacterized. Gene Ontology annotation, molecular function: protein binding. NCBI's taxonomy places the organism in Eukaryota, Fungi, Ascomycota, Pichiomycetes, Serinales, Debaryomycetaceae. The record is from RefSeq and is a predicted model, not a curated record. The coding region runs from base 1 to 1758 and encodes 585 amino acids. The transcript has a single exon.